AACACUGUCACACAACACAAAUAAGCAGAGCGUGUCUGUGACACUGCAACAGACAGUUUUGACCCCGAAGAGAAGCAUUUGACCAGUUUUCAAGAAAAUAUAAACUACAUUUGUCCAACAGACGUGAUUAUUCAAUCGUCCAAAUGUUAAAGGAACCAGAAGUAGCGAAUUUCGGCCGUAAAAGAGCAAAAGGGUAACGACAGCCAUGUGACAAAGUUUUGUGGCGGGAAAGACGCGCGGAUGCCCGGCUGGCAAGGCUCUGUGAUGGCGGGAAAAACUGUUCAUACAGAGUGUAAACCUCGUAAUUUUGUCAUGUUUACGAUUCAUCCGAAACCUAUUAUUGAUUUUCGGUGCAAUUAUCGUCCAAAAAUUGGGGAGAAUGAGCGCUGCGGUUCUACUUUCUUCAGCAUCAACUUCUGCAGAAGCAUCUACUCCUGGCAAUGGUACAAGUACAUCGCUAAAAACUAGGCCAGGAUGGGCUUCUUCGGCGACCGGCAAUGAACGAAACGUGAAAAGGCAAUAUUCAGAGCCUUCUGGAUCGGUGUUAAAACGCCAGAGGACUCCUUUAUCAAGUUCCACAGCGAACAAUGAGGGAAUGUCGACAAGAAGUGUCAGGCAUUCCUUGCGCACAGAAAAUCAAGAACUGCUUGAAGAUAUGAGUGAAAACGAUUUUGUGCCUCAAAGAAAUCUUGCCGUGGCAUCAGAUGAAAGUCCUGGAGAAACAGAUGUCAAGGUAGAGCUCUUAUUAAAAAAGAUAGAAAUUUAGUCCUUGUAAUCAGCUGUUGUAAUCGGGUGGUGUUUAUAUUUAUUUAUUCAUUUAUUUAUCUAUUUAAAAAAGUCAAUUACCUGUGAAAAUCUUUGAGGUAAAUUCAGAUACCCAGUUACUUAAUUGCAUCUUAUUAAAAACAAAAUGUUGUUACGGUUUCCAUGUACAUUGCAACCCUCCUGUAUCAAAACCUCUUGGAAAUAGACUUCUGUUAAUCAAGCAGUUAGAAUCCUGGGGGAACUCUGCAUAUGAAAGGGGUGGGGAUGCUCGUCGUCUCGCUUAGGGGUGUAAAUUUCAGAUUUUGAUCUCACUUAGGUUGUUUUGGGCAAAAUGCCAACAUAUUUAGCCAUGAAGGUCUCGUUUAGGGUUGCACGCGAAAAAAUAUAAAAAUACACAACAUUGCCUGUGUUUUAACAUGGUCUCUUUUAGGGGUCAAAAAAGCUUGGGCCAUGCCCAGAUCAGUCUCCUUUAGAGGUUUAAUUCAAAAUUUCCGACAAGCAUCCCCACCCCGUUUAUAUGCGGAGUCUCCCCCCAGGGGUUCAAAUGUGCCCCCUAAUGGCAUGUUUGAAUCAUUUGAUGGUCAGAAAUCUAUUUCUAAUAAUAACUUUGAAAAUAAUGUAAGACUCAGGCCCCAAAUUUUCAAAAGGUGGAUAUUGCUUUCUACUGGAUCAAUCUCUAUCCAAUGGAUAACGCAUUUGCAUGUCAUAAAUAUGUUUAUCCACAGGACAUUGAUUUAUCUGGCCCCUGUUGUUCAAAAGUAAUAUAGCACUAUUCAGUGGAUAAAUUACUAUCCAGCGGAUAAGUGUUAGGGAAACUGAUUGCGCUAUGUGUGGAGAGAGAUUUAUCCAGUGGAUAGUGUUAUCCACCAUUUGAACAACUUAACGGAAUAGACUACUGGGCGACAUUAGCACCCCACCAUCUCUGAAGAGUGUUAAACAUCGUAUUCGGAAAUGUCAUUUAAGUGCAAUGGACGAAGAUGAUAAUAUUGAACAAACUGCAUUCUUUAUAACUCCUGACAGAAUGAAAUUUUCCAGACUGGCUCUCUGUUUUAGUUUUUUUAGGUAUUCAGUAACUAGGCUUUUAGUACCGAAUAGUCUGUAGGCUUUUGAUCAUUUUUCUUUAUUAUAUUGUUAAGUGUCCCCAGUUAGUACAGGGUAUUGCCCUAGGCUAGCUACUUUGACACAUUAAUAAAGUUUUUGAUUUGACUGAUUGAUUGAUUGAAACCUGGUGGAUAGCACCAUCCAACGUUUGAACAGCCGGGGCCAGAUCUUUAAUUUUCAUGUUAUCCUGUGUGGUCUAUUGACUUUAAACCCAAACUCUGUCACUGUUGGGAACUAGUGGUUGCAUCUUCUACAAACCUUUAUUUCAUGUAAACCUUGAGUGUACUAUAAAUACGUUAGCCAUAUGUUGUCUUUUAAUAGUUGGUCGAUGCCUCUUUAUGAAAUUAAUUCUGUGUAUGUUUUUCUUUCCUUUUGUUUAUUCAGAGAGUUUUGUCUGUGGUUUGGAGUGGAGGAAAAUUGGGCUCUGCAUAUUAUGAUACAGAGACUUCACAACUGUAUCUGCAGAUGGAUGUCAUUGAGACAAAUGAUUUCCAGUUUCUGAAAAGAGGUGAUUUUUUUAGACCUGUAAAAAUAGAAUUAUUUAAAAUUAUUUCUGAAUGUUUGGUUUAUUAAAAUCUGUUAUUAAACUCAUUCUGCUGUUUGGUCUUGUCGAAUAGACAAAUAAACUGUAUUAAAGUUAUAGUUGUAUACUGUCACUAGUAAAGUUUUAACCAUGUUAACUGAACAGAUGAAAUCCAGGACUUUGCACAAUCAAAAUGCUGUUUUCCUGGUUAGGGAUUUUUGUCCUGGUAGAUAUAAUUCAUUCCUGUCUGGACCUCUCUACAUUGGCUACAUAUGGCUCUCCCUAAUGGGACCAUUGUGGAGAGGUUCAAAUGUAUGUUUAAAGAAAAAUGGCAAGGGCAGCACAUGUGAAUCGUUCUGUUUUUUAGAAUUUGGUUUCAGCCUCUAUGUAUACUAAGAAAUCAAACACUCACUGUUUAUCAAAAUAUGUGGAACAGUUUAUUGAAUAGUUCUUGAGUAUCCAACAUGCUAUUUUUUUCUUUCUGUCUUGUCCAGUGAAAGAACAAGUACAGGCAGAUGUUAUAAUCACCAGCUCAAAACAAGACGAGAGGAUACUCAAGAUUUUGCAAGGACAAGGUACACUGCAUGUGUUUUGAUGUACUAUAGUAUAGUACAACAUGAUAGUGUUAUUUUGAUUGUUCUGUUACUAUUAAUGUUAAAUUAUUUGAGACUAGGAAAACUGACAAAGACUGCCCUUUUAACAUUUCACUUUAUUUCGGUUUGGUUUACCCAAAAAUAUAUGCGAGCACAAGCAGUGGUUGUAAUGCUUUCAUAAUAAGACAAUCUCUUAUCAUAACGUUUUUAUGAUGUAUAUUGUACUCACAGAUUCUAUACAUACUGUAUUUGUACCUUAUAGUAAAACCAAAAGCUGUAGAUUCAUGUACUCCUGCAAACUUGUUUUUUUUGGAGAUAUAAUGUAUAAUGUUACAGGGCAAAAUUAAAUUCAGGUUUAAAUUUUUUAACCUAUGUUAACUCUCAAUAGUCCUAAUUUAUGAAUAAUUAACCUUAAUUUAAUUUUGACCUCUAACAUGUAUUUUUUGGAAUAUGUGUCAUUUGACUGAUUUCCAUUGUGUAAACUCAAAUGGAAUUGGCCUGGUCAUGUGGUGAGAAGGACAGAUAACCAUUGGACUACCUGCAUUACAUUCUGGAUGCCCCAUGGACGCACAAGGAACGGAGGAAGGCCAAGGAUGAGAUGAAGGGACGACUUGGAUAGUUUUGUAAAACACUGGCACCAUGUCACGCAAAACGUGGUCCAGUGAAGGUCAGUGGGGAAGGCCUACAUCCAACAAUGGACAUUUAACAGCUGAAACUGAUCAUUGUGUAAUAUAUUUUUUUUAACGUUAAAGUUACUGAAGGAUAUUAUAUGUUUGCAUUUAUAUUAAUUCAAAUGUUUCAGAAGGGGAAAACAAUGAGGAACCAAUUUGCAAGACAACAGAAGUUGAAAUUCUUCCAAGCAUAGAUUUCUGUAAGUUAUAAUUGUAGCAUCAGUGUUGUAAUCGUAUCACUUUCUCAUUUUCCGCCUACCUGAACUUUCACUUAAUCACUUUUAAAAGUGGUUCAAUCAAAAUUCAUUACUGUUAAUUGGAAUUCAAAGUCAGUUUUAGGUUGACAUUAGCGUUAAUAUAAUGUCUAUUUAUUCAUUAAAUGUAAUAAAUAGGUAUAAACAGGUAUUAAUCAUAAAUAUUGUUUUUUUAACUUAAAUUAUUAUUCAAUGUUAUUAUCAUUUCUUUAUUUAUUUCCAUUUUUUCCGGAAGCUUUUGAAGUGUGCAAGAGACGCGUCAUUGCCUUGAAUGGCCUCCCUGGAAUUCCUCAGCACUUCACAGAUGAUGAGAGAGACAUUCACAUGAGCUCACUUGUUCCAUUUGACAGUAGCAAUAUGGUUAGUCUUGAGCAAGUCAGUGGACUGUAUCCCUCAAGAGAAACUGCCGAGGCAUUUUUAGAAAAUUUGAUUUAAUCCAUUUUCACUGCAUACUAGUUAUGAAUCUUGUGUAAUUUGUUCACCCCUCGGUCAAGUAUCGGUCAACACUAUCGGCCAAUACUUGAUUGACAUGUCAGUUGAUAUGUCAGCUGACUCUCGGUUGCCAUAUCGGUCGACAUCUUGGCUGACUCCCAGUCGAUCAUCUCGGCUGACUCUUGGUCGACAUGUUGGCCAAUAUGUCGAGCAAUUAAGUUGACUGAGAGUCAGCCGACAUGUUCACUGCUACAGAUCAGCCGAUAGUGUUGGUCAGUGUGUUGACUGAUAGUCGGUCAACAUAUAGAUUGAUAGGCUGCUGACAUUUGGCCAAUACCUCACUGAUACGUAGUUGACAGUAUAUUUUAUUUUGUGUCUACUCAAAUUUUUGUUAUGUCUUCCAUGCAGCAAGUUUUAAUGGGCUUUGUGGCUUUUACCAGUCUAAUUUGCGAGUAAAAUUUUAAGUGUGUGCGUGUUUUUUUUUUUUUUUUACAUAGGGACCGCUAUGGCAUUGCCUUUGAGAGGUAUUCAAGGACAAUCUAACAUUAAAACAUGUCUAGAACCACGGCAGAAAUCAGCAAGUUGACUUGGCAAGGCUGAUGUGGGAUGACACAAACAAUAGAACUGAAACUAUUUUCAAAUCCCCGAACUGUGAUAUCUCACACGCAACACUGAAACCCAGCUCCCCCAUUCUGAUUUUAAAACACAAAUUAUAUUAUACGACAGUAGACCGAUAUGCCACCAAUAGUCAAUCAAUAUUCCACUGACAGUUGACCAAUAUUCCACCGACGAUUGGCACUCCCCGUAUCGGCCGAGUGUUGACCUAUAUAUAUACUGAUCAUGUAUCGGGUGACAUAUCAGUUGACUUGUUGGCGGAGAUGCAGUCGAGUGCUGGCCAAUGUACUGUCUGACAUAUCAGUUGAGUGUUGACCAACAUAUAGAUCGACCUGUCAACCGAUAUGGUGAUCGCAUGUUGACCAAUACUUGGCUAACAUGUUGAACGACAUAUAGGCUGAUAGUGCCAACCAAUACUCCACUGAGGGGUGCACAAAUUACAUGAGAUCCCAAGUUAUUAAAAUAAGACACAAACAUAGCAGCAGGGAAGGACUAGGGAGGAACAGAGGAAACAUAUGAGCUCGCUUACCCAAUUUAAAAUAACUCACGUGGAAAAAAAAAAAGAAAGAAAAAGAAAUUGUCAGGAAAAUUAACUCAAAAAAACUGCCAAUUAUGAUAAGACUCACUUCAACACUAUGAUUUUAUGCCCAAGUAAAAUGCGGAUGAAAGAGAAAUCAGUUACAUGUACAUUAACAGUUCAAGUUGAAAAGCAAGAAGCACAUAGUGCAUAUAAAUGCUAUUAAGUUGUUAGCAGUGAGGGCAAAUAUUGAUAUUUAUUACAUAAUGGAAUCCGUGAGUGGGCAAGAUGAAGCAAAUCCUGCAUUCUGAUUGGCUACGCUAGUGGGCAUGAUGGGCCCAUCUUGCCUGCUUGGGAUUUCCUGUGUUCUCUUUUUUGCCAUAUAAUAAAUUCUUUAUUGACCAAACUUGUUCAGCCAAGAUGGCUGAAUAUUGGCCUUGUUCUGUUUUGCGUUUUAUUGACCUUGACAAAGAACUUGGCCAAUAUACUGCGUCAGCCAUCCUGACCUCACGCUUGGUUAAUAUUAAACACAUACAUGUAUGUGUUGCAAACAGAUUUUUGUUUUCUCUCCCUUGUUAUGAAGCAAGUUGACUAUCUGAAGUGAGAUGUUUUGUGGAGUCUUUAAUUUUAAUAAAGUGAAUGUUUAUCAAUUCUGGUAGGUGAGAAGUGCAGGUGCCUUGAUUAAGUAUAUUGACAAAAAAAGGAUUGGUGUUGAAUUGGAGGAUCCAGAUGUGAGAGUACCAAUCCUAGGGCUUAAAGUGUUUUCCUUGUAAGUGAGAUUAAGGAGUUUGAGAUACCACGAUGGCGAUGGCCAUGAAAACGUCACUUAAAAAGAGAAUUUGCGUUCUUUCAGUCCGCGAUUAUUUCAACUCAUUUACUUUGUCAAAUUCAAGUGAACUCUUUUUGAUCGAGCCGAAUUCCUAAGAACCAUAUUCACAUUCAGAAAGAGAAAGAAAAUUUAGCCGUCGUUUGUUUAUGUCCUCCGUAAGAUGUUAAAUUAGGCAUUUUGCCAUCGUAGUCAUGCAGUGACGUCAAAGAGAUGUGUAAAAGCAGCAUGCAACAUGUGCAAAGUUGUUGUUUUGCCUAUUCAACCUAUUGUUUUUUUGAUGUUCUUGUUGUCAUUGCCGUCGUUGCGUUUUAAAGUCCCUUUUAUUCAUGUACUAUGACCUUUUCAUGAACCAGGGGUAUAACCAGGAAAUUUCCAGAGGUAUGCACAAUUUUCCAAGUCCUCCUGCCCCCACCCCUACCCUAAAACAACUUUUUCAUGCUUUAUACAUCAAGCUUGCUGCUUACAUGCGUGCAGAUGUCUCCUCUAUUUCUUUUAUAAAUAUGUUACGAUUUCCGCUUGCAACAAAGGAAGUAGGAGGCAUCUGCAUGCAGGCGAGCUUGCCACUGAGUGCCUUUUCCUGCCUUUUCUCUGAACAUACUGGUCUACCAAUGAUCACAUGUCGCUUCUCUGGAAAUCAACAUUUAGGUAUGAAAAAGAAAAAGGGAGUUGUUUUAGGAAAAAGCUAUUUCAAAGAAACAAGCAGGCUUAAAUAAAUGAAUGGAAAAUUGUGCUUUUAAAAUUUUCUUUUUUUAUUUUGUACAAUUUUUCACCACAACAGAUUUUCAGUUACGCAUGUACGUACUAUGUGUAUAGGUAGCUACGCCCCUGUAACUACCCCACAUGCAGCUGUACUAUAUGAAAGGUACUUGGCCCCUUUCAAUCUAAACUACGGUUGCUGCUGCCUAUAGGUAUUUGAUAUUUUUUAUCCAUCUACAAGACAUUUUCCGGAGGUCACCCAGAGUAAUAAAGGUUUUCUUGUCACCCAAAUCCAGGCCUUUGUAACCAAGGUCUACAUGGUGCUGCCAUAACAGCCCAGAGUGCCAAGUGGAGGGGGAGGGGGGGGGGGGAUUGGAAUACCCCUCCCUUCAUCAGCUGCAUUUUGUCUUUUAUCAGUAUUCAUUCUGUCUAAAACUGUUUUAAACUUUCAUUGCAGAAAUGAUCUUCUUAUUGUUGACAACAAUACUUACAGGUACAUUCAUGUUAUUUUUUAGUUGGAUAGAUUAAAAUGUGACCUCAUAUAUCUGAUUGAUUGCGAUGUUUGCCAUUCUAAGUGCUUUACAGAUUCUUCAAAAGGAAAGACACCCAUCUGUGUAUAAAGUGGGAACUGGGAACAGUGGUGCUAAAGAAGGACUUUCUCUGUUUGGUAAGUAAUAUAUCAAACAUGAGAUGCAGUGUUUCAUCACCAGAUGAAACACCGAGAAGAGAGUUGAAAAUACGACUCACAGCGGAGUAUUUUUGACGAACUUCGAGGUGUUUCAUCUGGUGAUGAAACACUGAGUCGAAUGUUUGAUAUUUCUUCUCAAACAAAAUCAUUUUUGAAGGAGAAAUUAAGGAUGCAAAUACUAAGCAGUGUUUCAUCCGAUUUCCAAACACUCAUUAAACAUUAAUUUCCUUUGUAUUUUCUUAAUGAAUUAUUAAUGAGUUUGAGAAGUUAAUAUCAAACAUACUUCUCUGUAUUUACCACUGCAGUAAAAUCCAUCUAGUGUUUGGGGUUUAUUUGCAUUACACAUACUUUUGUUAGUUAGCUGAUAUCUACAGUAUUUUCUGCAGGUAUCAUCAACAGAACUAAAUCUGUUCUUGGGAGUCACAUGUUAAGGUGUGUGUUUAUAAAGUGCUCACAUUUUUACAAAUAUCUUUGUCGGUUGGUAUUGUAAUUGAAGGGUUUCCUGUAAAAAGAAGUGCCACGAUAUUAGACUGGUUGAAUUUCUUGUUUUCACUUCAGGAUGUGGUUUUUACGGCCAUCAAGAGACAUCAGUCUUCUUAGAAAAAGACAAAAGGCAGUAUCUUACUUCAUGAGCCUCAGAAAUGCAGAGCUUGUGGCUUCUUUACAGGACUGCUUGAAGCACAUCAAGAAUGUCUCUGUAAGUCAUUUAAUAGCUGAUCCCUUUUGUGUGUGAAAUAUGUUUGCUCAUACCAAGCCUUUUUUUAACAGAGAAUAUUGUCUAGAAUGACUACAGCUCAAGCAUCAGUUGGGGACUGGCAGGCACUUUACAAGGUGAGUUCAGCCCGAAUAUAGAACUGAUUUAUGAUGCCAAGGAAACAGUGAAGUAACUCUAACUGAUAUUAAUAAUAAUCUGUUAAUUAUUACAGUAGAAGAACAUUACAUGUAUCUUUUGUCCAAGAAAAAAUGGCCUCUCGCUGCUUGAAGUUAAUGGUUUUUUUCCCUUUGCUACUUAGACAGCCUAUAAUGGGACCUACAUUGCUGAUCUCUGUAAAACAAUUCCAACAGAUAUUGAAAUUGCCAGAAAGGUAUGCAUGAUACUAUUGGCUUUUGCAAUGUUGUAUUAAAGUCUCAGAAAAUAUUUACUAUCUCGUGCUAAUUUCUUCCAAAGUGAAUCUGAAAUCAUGUGAUACCCUGUGGCACUUUCUGCUCACUUCCACACUGCCGCUGUUUGAUUUACCUUGGUAGGAUAGACUAGGAUACAACUGACAUAGUUACAGCAUGGUGCAUGAUACUGACUUUAGUUUGACCGAGUUGAGCUCCUGACUAUAAUGCCACAUUACUGGGACAAAGGGUGUCACUAUUUAUUUAUUAGUUUUGACUGUACUUUGCAUUUUUUUAUCAACUAGGUUACAACUAGUUUUACUGAUGACUUACAUGGUAUUGGGAGUCUUAUAAGCAAAAUAGUAAGAUGUGUUUCUUAUCACUGUAUCUAUAGUUUACAUUUCGAUACUAUUGAGAAUUUUCUGAUUUUUAAACUAUUUGGCAGGUGUUUAAUUGGACUUAUCAUAUUAAUUUAUGUUCUUAUUUGCUCAGAUUGACUUUGAUGAAUCUACAGAACAGAAUCGCUUUGUUGUUAAGCCUGGUGUGGAUCCCUCAUUGGAUGAAAGUAAGAAUGUUUGUCUACAUUUACCUACCAAUGUGUCCUGUGUUCAGUUUCAUUUGUAAAAUGUCAUCCUAACAGUCUUUUUUGUUUCAACUAUUUCUACAUGGUGGUCAACAUUCCACCCUUCUUACCAUUACAUUAGUCUAUACUAUGUACACCCUUGCUCAGAUGAUAAUUAUGCACAGUAAAUGUGAUGUUAUAUAUUGUAAACAAAACACUGUCUUAAAGCUGUUAAAACAUUCAUCUCUUGUGUUUAGUGGUGAAAUGGUUUUGUCUGGUCUGAUGUAUUUUUUGAGCGGGGUCAGGACACUUGUUUCAAUCACCCUCUUGGAUUUGCUACUGUAAGCAGUGAUUUUGUUUACUCUGCAUACUGUGUCCUGUGUCCCUGAUGCAAGAUAAUUCAUUGCAACCCUGGACCUACUUUAACAUCCUAGUGGUCUACUAUAAAACUUAAUGAGAACCCUAAAUGCAGUCACAAACUUUUGACUAAGAAGCUUUUGACAGUCCUAGACGUCCUACUUCUAUUCUCCCCCAGAAAGUUGCAUUACUGUCUUCUGUACCUUAAAAAGUAAACUGGACCUUCACUGGCCUUCUGUUCAUCAGUAUUGUUUACUCUUGUUUAUUACAGAGAAGAGGACUUACAAUGGCCUUCCAGACUUCAUGACAAAAGUAGCUCGGGAGGAACUAAAUAAACUCAGUUCUUCUAUAACCGAGUGCAAUGUUAUUUACCUGCCGCAGGUAACUGUAAAUACUUAAUCUAUUUAUUCAAGUGUAUGGUUGGUCUAUAAUUUAUGCAAUACAAAUUUAACUCUUCUUACAGCUAGGUUAUUUGCUAGCAAUCCCCAGAUCAUCAGAAAUGAAAGAAGAGAAGGACUUUGCUCUAGAUGGCCUGGAAUUUGUGGUGAGCCAACCUGUAACGGCAGAGUACAUACUGUGUGUGACUUAGAUCUGUGAAUAUUCAGUUAACUCAGCUUGAUAAUUUUUUGUUCACAUUAAUUUUUCUGUCUCAGUUUCUUAGCAAUAACAGAGUUCACUACAAGAGUGCUAGCACCAGAGGUAAGAUCAGUUUGUGGAGAGUUAAACUUGGUAUGGCACAGCCACGCCCAUUUGAAAGAAGGUUUCACAGAAAAUUAACUCACCUAUGCAUGCUGCGUUUCAGAACUUGAUAAUCUCUUGGGGGACACACAGUGUGAAAUAACAGGUGAGUAUAGUUUGGCCUUUUACCCCUCUUCAGAAGGUAGCUAAUUUGUUCAGGAAAGAACUAGCAUUAUUGUUGCUAUGUCAUACCUGUUUUGGAGUUUUGUAUGUUAACUUUCGCUAAAUUUUGCCGUCUGCUUUGUUUUCAGAUCAUGAGACGGCAAUCAUGCAUCGUCUGCAAACAGUUAUUUUAGAACACACAAAAGUCUUAAUGGAUGUCAUGGAAUGCUGUGCAGAGUUGGACUGGUAAUCACCUGCAAAGUUCUUUAUCCCUUCUCAAUAGUGACCAGCAAUAACACUGCCUCAUAAAACACACAAGUCAUGAGAAUGAAUAAAAUGAUUACCAAAGAUGAAAUGUAGAGUAAAUGUCUUCAUGUUUGAAGAAAUUAUCUAAAGUAGUACCAUAAGAAAUUGAAGAACAGUGUGGAGAGUUUGCAUGUUGGUAUUUGUUCUUUAAUGGUUGAAAACGACCAGGUCAUGACGAUUUCAAUGAUUUUUGCGUGUUUUUGUGAGCUGAAAGAAACAUCGUGCACUGUUAAACCAGCUCCAUGACUCCAGAGUGAAGUCACGACUACACCUACAAAUUGAGACAAAAAAGUGUGUGCCAUUGUUUUCAAGUAUACCUGAUGCAGUCCUCUUAAUGUUUUUCGGUUUUGGCCAUCCAUGCUUCUGUUGGGUGUUUCUUUUUGUUUACAUUGUACACCAGCCCCUUUGAGGGCUCCCUGAAGUCAACCACACACUUGUCACACUUCUUUAGACAUUUUUUGGCACUGAUGAGAGAGAAUUACCCUCGACAGAAAACAAUUCGUGCAUUUAAGAAGGGAUUGGUAGUUAACUGAAAGUAAUUUUAUCAUGACUUGUGGUUCAAGCGUAUAGACUCAUAUUAGUAUUGUUUCUCUUUCAGCCUAAUUGCCCUUGCCUUGUGUGCUAGGGAAAAUAACUAUGCUUGUCCGGAGCUGACAACUUCCUCAGUGUUAAACAUAGAACAUGGAAGGUACAGUUUCAUCACUACUUUGCCUUUAGUUGUUUUAUUUUUGCAACCUUUAUUGCCAUAGUGCGCGCUUUAAAAUUGAAUUACGGAAAUCAAAUCCUGGAGUUGACUUAAAGCCUGUUUUAAGAAGAUAUAAGAACGCCAACAGAUAAUUGUACUAGUCUCUUUUGAUCGGUGUUGACUGCAAAACCCUGCAAUGUUUUCUAGAUUUGCAACUAAACUUGUAAGCCUCAGUGUUGCUUUCUUUUUUGUCAGACAUCCUUUGCAGGAACUGUGUGUAAAUCAGUUUGUACCCAAUAACACCAUGAUUUACAGGGACAGUGGUCGGUUAAAGGUUUUAACAGGACCUAAUGCCAGCGGGAAAAGUGUCUACCUUAAGCAGGUAAAGUGUAUGACGGUGUGCAUUUGAGCCUUUCAGUGUAUACCUGUUAGGGCGGUUGAGGUGUAGACUCUCUGAAGGUUCCCCAAUAGCUUUCCUCAAUCGCGUCAUCCCGACCCAUAUUUUCGCUCAAUCCCGUAAUCCCGAUAGUCAUUUUCAAUCCCAAAUCUCGCCCCCAUUUUGCUUAAUAAAAUCCCAAAUAAGGCAAAUCCCGGAUACCGAAGAAUUUAUUGGGGAACCCUCUGUGUGUGAUUCAACUGUGGUUCAGGCUCUCAUUCAGUCGGGAAAAGCGAAUAUAAAAUCAGAGCUUGGUUUAAAGGGUAAUCCAAAUUCUAUCCCCACCUUGGGUUUUUAGAGAUUCAUUUUGCUCAGCAUUGUUGUAUAAAAACGAGCACCCCUCGUAUACAUAUAAAGAACGGAAAAUACCAAAACUGCCGCUGCCCUUUUCAUUUUUCUUUAGGUUUUCUUUUACCUUUAAAAUACCAGGACCCGAAUUUUGAUGUUUGUAAUUUGUAAACAGCAGCAUUUCCCCCCCUAACAGGUUGGCUUGAUCGUGUUCCUUGCACAUAUCGGAAGUUUUGUGCCCGCUGACUCAGCAACUGUUGGCAUCACAGACAGAAUCUUUACACGAAUACACACCAGGGAAACUGUAUCCGUCGGCCUAUCAACGUUCAUGAUUGAUCUAAACCAAGUAAGUUCCCCUGAGACCGCUAUUGAGAAAACAACAACCUCGUUCCCAGGGUUCUCUCCUACCCGCAAAACAAAACAUACAAGCUAAAGAGGUCUAUUGCGGUUCAGGCAUUUUAAAUGGAAAGUAAAAUAAAUGGUAAUUACAAUAAAAUAUUCACUGACGAAAAUUCCUGCCUUAAAGAACUGACAGUUUCCUCCGUCGCCCUAACGAGCCAUCGAAAUGUCAGCUUCGGAGUCUCCGUUCCUGAUCAGUUGAAUCAAUCAUCAUCAGAAUAUUGCUCUGUCACUGUUUUGGCUCAAGUGGCACGCCCAUUCUUGGACUUGUCUGUAAAGAUUCUAAGCUUAGCGCGUUAUUGGAGGGUGUUAAGUUUGGAAUGUCCUAACCCUUUCACUCCUAAUAAUGAACGAAUGAAAAAAGUCACCCCCCCCCCCCCACCCCGCUGCAAAAAAUAAUUGUAUUUUAAUCCUAAGACGAAAUAGCCUGAGUAUCAGGCCUUCCUAAGGGGCUAGGGGAGAAGAGAUUUUGCAUGGAACGCCUGAUGCUCAGGCUAAAGACGAAAUUAAUUUGUGCAAAAACCUGCCAAAGAGGUUUCAAUAGGGAGUUUAAGAAGCGACGUUUUUGAGCAUGUCAACUUGAAGUGGACUUUUUGCACACUUGAGCUGUGAUUUUGAACAAACUUUUGGGCAAAUCGUCUCUAUAGGAGCAAAGAAACUUAGCAAUACAUAUUUGGUGGCGUUAAGUCAUAUUAACCCUUUCACUAAGAGACUGCUUGAUGGAGUUUUGAAAGGUGAUUGUAACUUUUGCGUUUGUGGACGAAAUCCUAUGAUAUGACCAUUUAAAUGAAAGGUCCCUGCCUGUUCUUUUCAAAAUGUUAGAAAAUGAAAUUUGGAAAUCUGGUCGAAAUUUGCCUUUAACUACGUUUGGCAGUGAAAGGCUUAAAGGAGAAAAAACGCACUUCCGGUUAAUGUGCAUCGCUCAAAAAGUUGCUGUUUAAGCUCUCUGUUUACAAGGUAACACCACAGUAUUUCGUCCAAAGAUGCAAAAGUUAGAGUAAGUGACAAAUCAUCACUCCAUACCUAAGUCUAAAAGUGAGAGAGUUUAUCAUGUCUCUUGGUUUAUUAACUGGUUGAUUUUUUCGUUCAUUUUAAGGUAGCCACCGCAGUACACGGAGCAACAGUGAACUCACUGGUUAUCAUUGAUGAGUUUGGAAAAGGAACAGCCACGGUAUGUGAAAUCAUAUGAUAAUAGUUUUAACAAAAAUUCCAUUUUUAUCGUUGUUUCUUUUGUUUGUUUGCUCCUUCGUUUAUGUUUUGUAUGGAAGCCCUGUAUACGUAAUUAUCAAAGCGAGUAUUGCUGAAACUCUGGGAAAAGGCUUUCAGACUAACGCCGGCAACAGCGAAACUGAAAUGACUGUCAUUUUCUGUUAUAGUCGUUUUGUUUUUAAAGAGAUUAAUGUUUCUUUUAUUAAUAAUUGACAAUCUGACAAAAACUGAUAUGGAAAAGGAAGUAAAUGAUGAUAUUUGAAGUCAUGAAAUACGAAAACUUAUGCUAGUAACUUGCAACGGGAUCGAAGACCUAGAGCUCUGUUAUUCCGUGUUUUCUUUAGAUCGAUGGUUUGUCUUUAUUGAGUGCUUCUCUCCGCUACUGGCUCGCACGUGGACCCAGCUGUCCUAAGAUCCUGGUCUCUACACACUUUCAUGGCUUGGUGCGACAAAAACUGCUGCCUCAGUCAACGCUAGUCCAAUAUCAGGUCCGUACUGAACUCUUAACACCAAAGGUGCUAACAUAGAGUCAGACCCAAUGUUCUAUUAGUGUAGGGUGAAGCCAUAACGCACUUUUCGAAACCGUGAAACUUGCGAGAAACUGUUCAGUUGCUGCGCGCGAUCGUCGAAAGUGCUCCGCACCCUAUUAAAUCUAGACGAAAUGGAAUUUAGGAUUGAUGUCGAUAAUAUCCCUUUUGUAACUUGUGAAAACGGAUAUUUGUAAAAUGAUUAUUUAUUAUGUAAAUUUUGGAGAUGGGGACCUUUGGGUCAAAACAUUCUUCGAUCAUUGCGAAGAAAUAAUUUAUUCUAUCGCAAAGUCUGAAUCAGGUAGAACUGUUUGCUUGUCAGGAUGUGUAAAGAUUAAAUCACAUAAAACCAAACGAAAUGCGCAUGUCUGCAAUCUCACCUCGAAAAAAAUAUAGGAAUUUCCCGGCGUAUUCUGUUUUUUUACCGUCCGCCGAAAAUUUGUAAAACACGCGAUUUAAAACUAAUGAUGUAACCACCAGCAGUUCCAACGUAGCAUCACUAAGAGUUUUGUCACGGCGUUACAACUGAAGACAAUGGAAGUUAUGUAAUUCUUUUUUUUUUUGUCUGGUUUUAACGAAUGAAAUGUCGCCUUUGAAGACAAUGGAAGUUAUGCAAGAGGAAGAAGAUCUCGUCUUUCUUUACCAACUCGUGGACGGUCAUGCGAACAGUAGUUUUGCUUGUCAUAUAGCCUCUCUUGCUGGUGUACCAGAUGAACUGAUCAAGAGAGCUCAUCAGGUUUGUAUUACACAUUUACUUUUGAACCCGUCUUAACCGUUUCAGUCCCAAUAUUGGCUUAAGGUUUGCGCAAAAAUCAACAAAAUUUUCAAAUUUCAUUUUGUAAAAUGCUGAGAAACAAAUAGUACUGUGUAGAAGUACACCAGGUUACACCAUGGUAUUUCGUCCACAGACUCAAAAGUUAGAACCACAUGCAAAACAAAUAGUACCGUGUAAUAGCACUACCAAAGAGGUCUUGUUUGGAUGGUUACACCAUGGCAUUUCGUCCACAGAUUCAAAAGUUAGUAGAACCACCUUACAAGACCAUCAUUCACUCUGGGAGUGAAAGUGUUAAUCUCAAAAAAACUCUUUGUAUUGAAACGGUUGGGCAAUUAGGUUUCCUGUUUUUGCGUUCUUGUUAGUAUUCUUGGCUACGUACGUGAGGCAUAUUAGAUUAAGAAGUCGAUUUCGUGGGUCAGCCACAAGCAUUUCUUGAGUUCCUGUGUAGUUUAGUUGAGCUCUCGCACGUGAAGUUCUUUUAUAAAAGAAGUCAUAGAUUCCGGUAACGAAAGAAAACUAACUUGCCAGUGUUGUCUUAAAAGACGAUUCAGAUGCCAAAAUUUAACCUGUUUAUCCGAUUUCCAGCGAAAGGAAAUAAAAUUAAAAACCUUUGCGUGGUGACUAAGAUAAUUGUAGUUCAUCGUCUUUGUAGUUGCCCACGACGCUUCGUCAGUUAAUUACUCUGUUACUUAACAAUCAAAAAAGCAGUUAUAUAUAUGAGUAUCAUUUCCCGUAGUCUCCAUGAUUCCGGUUCAGAAAGGCUUACAACUCGUUGUUUAGAUUCAUUGAUGAAAAAAAAAAUGUCUUUAAUAUUUUGAAUUACUACUUUUCGUGUCGACGGACAUGAACCCGACCAGAGGGCGCUUGUACUUAAAACGUUAAGCCCCGACUUUCUCAAUGCAUGUGAUAUUCCUUUGAAGUACUUUCUCUAAGCAAUUUGAUAUUAAUUAAGAGGAAGGAAAUGUUGAAAAGACUGUACAGUCUGAAGUAGAUGUCCACCGGUGGGGAUCUAUAAUUCGUGGGUAGAUACAGAGAGAGCUACUGGUAAUAACUUCAACUCCUGUAUGCGGGGUUUGGUGAGGGUGACUUUUACGAUAUGUAUAAAACAGAAAAAUAAAUCCUUCGGUCUAGAUCUUGUUCUGUUGAGAUGCACCACCUCUUCUCGGUGGGUAUUUUCUCCUCCUGUUGAGAAAAAUAGUUUUCGGUUGAUCAAUAAAUUUUAAGGUUGUUUCACUAGCGACGAAGUCGGAGUCGUAGUCGGAGUUCGUAAUCAGCAGCGGAGAGCGUUACAACAGAUUUAGUGAAAACAGCCUUCUGAUUCCGACAACGGCUUCGAUCGCGCUUACGAUCUAGUUUGUCGCGGUCGCAAGUGGAAACGGAACAACUUAACCAAUCAGAAAGCGUGGAAACGAGCAUUGUGAUUGGAUUAUCCUUGCGCUUCUGCUUCCGACUCCGACAAUCUGGUUUUCAUCUGAUCGUAAGCGACGGAGCCGCAAUAAAACGGAAACGUUCCGAUUCUUCCGACUCUGAUUCCGUCGCGUUUCUGACUCCGCUUAAGACUCCGAUUUUUGUUUUUCACUCGAACAUAAGCGCUCUUACGAUUCCACUUUCGUCUCCGACUACGACUCUGUCAGCGUAGGUUUUAAACAGCUCACAACUUCUCAGUAGCACGUUAACAAGCAUAAAGUUUAGCGUUUUGUCUCAUCAAUUUUCCUCGUGAACUGCUUACGUCAUGCGAUAAAUUAAGGACAACGAUCUUAAAAUAGCCCCAAAUGUAAGUGCCAGUUAUCCUAACCAUUUCAGACAAAUGAGCUACCUCUAGCGUGGAUAAUAAGGAUAAAGUACCGCUAACGAUCCACGAGGAUCGAAAUGUACCAAUCACCAGCAGCCAACAUCGUCGCGUGAUAAAGACCUGCAGUAGGCGCCCGUCGAAAUGACGUGAUCAAUAUCGGGGUAAUUAUCACGGUGUGAGGCAAGUGAUAAUUGCAGCUUUCGAUGCCACUUGAUCGCUGUUUAUUUAACCACCGUUACCACAUCCUCGUACAACUUUUGGAAGCAACGGAAACAACUGUUCGAUCUUCUACCGUCAUGACAACUCACCCUUAGCAAAAGAAAAAAGGUGAUUAAGUUUGGAAACUACUAUAAUUGGUCCCAACAAUAAACAUCGGCGCAAAAAGUGUUGGCUGGAAACAUUAACCUGAUCAGCCAACGCAACCGUAAACCGAUUUUGCUUCAUCUUAAUAGAGCUGGGCAAGCUACUUUUAUUUAAGUCGUCCACGUCGUAAAUAAGUAGCGUGUCCAUCUUCCCACAAGUUUUUUGUUGUGUAACUUGGCUCACUUAAGUCAACAUUUUGCCCUAAUUGAGCAGUUAAUGUUGACAGUAGGUAAGGGAAAGGGUGGGUCGGUACUUUCCCGGUACAUCUUAUACUGAUCAUUUUGAUUUAACUUGUGCAGGUGACGGAACUGGUAAGAACCAACAAACCGUUGCAGAGAAUGGACACAGAAAACAGUGAAGAUCAACAAAAAAGGUUUGGUUUUACUUAUACUGUUUAGCUUAGUCUUCGUAAACAAUAGUAAGCGAGGCUCCGUAUCGGGUUUCUCCGCCAGGAUCUGACGUCAGCACUUAUUAUUAGGGAACUCAAGCAAGCACGACGGCUGAGGCAACGCGAACAUCAAAAAGCAAAGGUUUGAUCAGCAAAACAACAACUCUGCUCGUGCUUUUCGAGCAAUUCUUUGCCUGCACGACUACGACGUAAAACGGUUUGUUGUAACCUGCGCAACGUAACGUAACGUAUUAUACCAAAAGUUUGAAACUACGUAAUAUCCCAGUCGUCCCACAGUUUGUUCGAGCAACGGUCGAUCUGCCGAACACUUAUACUGCGCAUGUCUGCUAGUCCCACUUGCAUGUAAACGCAACUUACCCAUGACGCUGUAAAUUGCACAAUGUUUGAAAUAACUUUGUCGCGUGACAUAGAUCGUUUGCUAAACCGGGGCGAGUUGUGAAACUUCAAGAAACAGUUAGGGACUUAGCUUUUCCCCCCCGCUCACACAACAGGUUUUUGAUGAUGGUUUUGGUAAUUCUCGCAUUCGUCAUGUCCGUGUGCGCUGCAUGUUCGCUUUAACUUAUCGUUUGCUACCAUUGUGCGGAGACCGCUACAUUUGGAUUAUUUUAGGUUAAAACCUUUUACAAUAUAACAUGGAUAAACUUAAAACUGCAGCUCACGUCUUAGCUACUUUGAUUUUUGAAAAAGGUUGGAAAACCAUUUUAUAUGAAUAGGUUAAAAAUAAACUCUUUUACAUUCGCGAUUCUCUGUGCUCUUUGAUGAAUACGGGAUUGAAUUCACAAACUUUGGAAGACUCAAACGCACGAGUUACAGCCAUUUUAAAUAUUGAUUUUUUUUAGUAAUGAGCAAUAAUAAAAAGACAGUUAAUUCUGGAUUGUGUACGCUUUACGUGGCCACUUUGCUAAACAACUGCUUCGCAAAAAAAUUCGCAGAUUAUAAUAGUGAAAAGUUUCCCGGGUAUUGCGCAGUUUACAAAUUGUGGUAUAUUGCGCUGCGUUGCGGUGCGCAGUUUAGAGCAAGCCACGUAAAACCUCCUAAUGAGACGUUUCAUGGAUGACACGAGCCGCGGAAGCCGAGAAAAAAAAAUUUCUUACUCAUUCAGAACUUGGACUCUGUCCAAAUUAAAGGGACUAUGCAAAGAUGAUGUUGCUGUUUUUGCUCAAUUCUGUGCUAAGUCAUUACUUAGUUCCUAUGAGUUCCUUUACCCAUACAUAAAAUGCUGCUGUAGAGUUGAAAAUAAGAUAUCAAACCAAUUUAAGCAUUUUGGUGACUUAAGCAGGCAUAGGAUUAAAACUUGAAAACGCUGGGCCAACGUUUUCAAGUUUCAAUCCUUGCCAUCCGUUACAACAGACGACAGGAAACAACGUCAAUGCCUAACCAUAGUCUUCAAUAACAAAACUCGAUCAUUAUUUUGAGAAUUCAAUAGAUACGGAAGAAGUUUUUGCUUUUUUUCCUAGCCCUUUUAAUUUGGUGACAUUUAACAUAUGGAGCGAGUUGGAAUAAUCGCGGUGAAGUUUGAAAAAACGAUGUGGCUGUGACGUUUCUGGCGCUUCCUUCUUUGUGGUCUCGUCGCCGUCGUAGAAAACGCCGAAAACGUGCAAUAGGGGCGGGUGCGGGGGUGGGUUGGCUCUCGCCCCAUGCCAAUUCUCGCCAUUUAUUGCACUGGAACACUUGUUCUGUAUCCGGGUUUCUUGUUGUUUUUUUUUUUUUCAUGCUUCAGCUUUGUACUUCACGAACUUCAAUGGCCUUGCCAAACUCGGCAAACUAUUUUAAGCUACAGAAUUCGGUUGGAGCAAAAUUCUGUGUAAAACAUCCAAAUAUUGGAGCAAAUCAUUUUGAAUAUGAUAUCAUUUCAUGUUUUCAGCCAGUUUCUGUAAACCAACGUCACAGACUAAUUUGCCGUGACCCUUUCAAGAUUAUUUUUAUUCCUAACUCACGCGCAAUUUUUUGAAGGCAAAUUUUACAUCAGCCAUACUUCAAAACUACAAUAGAUUAGGCUGACAGUUUUUGAAUGUAUGAGCAAGUAAAACGAAUGGAUAAACACUUGGCUUGGGGGAGGUCGUUCCAGUGAAGUCGUCUGUUACUGACUUUCACGCACUUCAGUUCAACAUUCAAUGCUCCUUUGAAGCCGAAUCAGUCUAAGUGUAUUAUAUCACAAAACUCUGAAAGUCACUGAAAUGCGAUAUAUCAUUGUUAAUAAUGAGAAUAAAUAUAAAUAAGAAAAAACAAAUAUAUAGAUUAACAAUAUCCCUGAGCUACGCAUAUUAGCUUGUCUUUCCCUUACACUCUUAAAAAUAACCUGCUCAAAUCCCUUGUAAUUAAAAAAUCGAUAAUGUCAGUCUCAGCAGCACUUUGGCCGAGCUAAUCAAAAAGGCCAAUACUUGUAAUCAAACCCGAUAUUGUACUUUAAAUCGCUUAGUCACGAAACUUUCAGCUAAUGACAACGUAUAUUUUAUGUGUGAGAAAAAUUAAUUGUUGAUUUUUUAAUAAGGGCUAUUCAAAUCAGUUGACUGACUCUUCUUUUUCAGGUAUGAGGCGAUUGUCGUGAAUUUCUUAAAGCUUGACCUGGAGCAUGCUGAUCCACACUGGUUUCUCUCCGAGCUACUUCAACUGACUGCAAAGGACUAGUUGACCCACUCUUGUUGGCUUGGAUGUGCCGGUGUUUAGGAAAUUUCGACAGUGCAUGAUAACCGGUUAACUCCGUCACUGUUCAGUCAUGUGAUAUGCAGAUAUUACUUUUAAGGCUUUUCAGCUUUUUCCAGAAGUGUCGAAAGUCAGGCAAAAUUCUUAAAUUGCACCUUAUAAAUAAGAACCCUAACAAAAAUACACCGUGCAAAAUUUGAAGCACCGAUGGAGAGGUUUCAUUUCAAUUGAAUGGUCGCUUUUUUGGAUUUUAAUCAAGAGUUGGAAAUCCUUGUAGAAUACAACACGGCCUUCCGCAGUAUCUUGUAUUUUAAUGGUCGCUAUUAAGAAUUUUUCCCACGUACUCAAAACUGAGUUAAAACUUCCUUGUACAACAGAAUUAAGGGCGCCACAGUAGCUUUUAUUUGACCACACUUUCAGAUAUAUUCCACAGAUUCCAAAGUUCGAAUCACCUUUUGCAUAGGCAACAAGGUAAAUGCAGGUAUUUAAGGAAAUGUGUCACGACAGUAACGGCCAUUUUCGGUUUAAUUUUGCCAGUUCACCGCUAUGUCACAUCAGUUUAGGAGUUACUUCUAAAUAUCAGUACCACAACUUCUAGACGAAUAAGUCUUCCAAACAUAGCUUAUAAUUCCAGAGUUCAUACCAAUAACUGAGUUAAAAAAAUGUUUGGUGGCCAGUUCUCAGUUGUUGUUUUUAUUUCGUUUAUAAAUUUUGUAGCGAGGCUCCUUCAAAAGUAUAAAACACUUUGUACAGUUUAUUCAACAUUCCCACAGGAAAGUACUGCUCAACAACAUUUGAAUGGUCACACUUCAAGUCGAUAGUAAAACUUUGUUAUAUAACACAACAGUUAUUACCACAAUAAAAUACUGAUCAUCGGUUUUCACUUUGAUGAUCAUGUUUUAGAAUUUCACCCACUGCCUCCCAAGUUUGUCUUACCUCUUGCUGCGUGCUAAACAGUAUCAAAAGACAGCACUGCACUGAAUGGAAACGCUUUAGCUUUUCAAUAACAGACUCAAAAGUUGCCAAACUUCCUCUUGUACAACACAAUACUCAAGUAUUCAGUACCAUGAAGUACUUAGUCAGACCAUAGGAUUUCAUCCAUACUCAAUGGAUUCCGUUAUGGCUCACCGACAGAAGGGCCAAAACCCAAGUGAAAUCAAAUAGUGACUAUUCAACCAAAAGUCCUGCUACAGUUCCUCUUUUGUUCUGUUUAUUUUUACCUAGUGUGUAACAAAGAGCAAGUUCUUGACCUAAACAUCUAUUCAUUCGAGGAAAUUUUUAUUCCAAAGAGGG
Porites lobata is the source of this 21669-nucleotide messenger RNA. NCBI's taxonomy places the organism in Eukaryota, Metazoa, Cnidaria, Anthozoa, Scleractinia, Poritidae. The record is from the annotation of a GenBank genome assembly.